UCUAUCUACGAUAUAUAUAUUAUACGUACUUUUAAAACAGUACUUAUCAAACCAAUUAUAAAGGCUAAAAUAAUAUAAUCAGAAACAUUUGUUGUGUAAGAGUGUCGUAUAAUAGUCGCUGAUAUAAUUAUUGUAUUAUAAUAAAUUUAAUUAAACUACGUUUAAAUGGAGCGCUACAAAUGUGAACCUUCGACGAUCGAGUUCGACCCUAUGUGUGACAAAGAAAAUCCUCAGAGGAUUUCUUUUGAAGAUGUCUCGGCGGCUGCUUUCAGAAUACAGAGUGAAAUUGUUAAAACACCGUGUGUGAAAUCGCACAUGUCUACUGUGUUCGGCAUGGAAAUUUACUUAAAAAAUGAUUUCCUUCAACACACAGGGAGUUUUAAAGAGCGCGGCGCCCGCAACGCAUUACUCCUACUGCCAGUAGAAGCAAAGACACGUGGUGUCAUAUCAGCCUCGCUUGGUAAUCACUCGCAGGCCCUCAGUUACCAUGCCAAUAAGCUGAACAUACCGACUACCGUGGUGAUGCCAAACGUAGCCCCCAUCAUGAAGAUACAGAAGUGUCAGUCGUACGGAGCCAAUGUCAUCGUGUACGGGCAUGAUAUGAAAGAGGCCAAGUACCACGCCAUGAUGCUCGCUAAAGAGAAAAACCUUACUUAUAUCAAUGGGUAUGAUCAUCCACAUAUAAUGGCAGGUCAGGGUACGGUCGGACUUGAGAUCUUGGAGCAAGUUCCUGACGUGGACGCGGUAUUGGUACCUGUAGGGGGCGGCGGAUUGCUGGCAGGAGUCGCCACGGCAAUAAAGCAUCUCAAGCCCCACGUUCUUAUUUAUGGAGUGGAGACAGAGAAGUGUCCAAGCAUGAAACACGCAAUGGAAGAAGAUGAGCCCGUCAGCGUAGACAUUAGAUCAACGUUGGCGGAUGGUCUCGCUGUGCCAACUGUGGGCUACAACGCGUUUGUUACAGUUAAACCAAUCGUCGAUAAAUUGAUUACAGUGAAUGAAGACUGGAUUGCUCGCGCUAUCUUAAGACUGGUGGAGCAAGAGAAAUACGUCGUGGAGGGCGGCGGAGCGGUCGGCGUGGCUGCGAUCGUCGCGGGCCUGGUGCCUGAACUCGCUGGAAAAAAAGUGGUGUGCAUCCUUUCUGGUGGAAACAUCGACACCACGAUCCUGGGCAGGUGUCUGGAGCGGGGCCUGGCGGCGGAGCAGCGGCUGGUGAAGUUCAAGGUGACGGUGAGCGACCGGCCGGGCGGCAUCGCCGAGCUGUGCAAGCUCAUCGCUUCACUCGGAGUCUCUAUAAAGGACAUUAUACAAGAACGGGCCUGGGUGCAUGGCGAUAUAUUCAGUGUUCGGGUGAAAGUAGUGUGCGAGACUCGCGGGCCAGAGCACAUGAACGAGCUGCGUGUGAUGAUCGCGCAGGCGUACAGGGAGUGGGACUUCGCGGGCGAGCACGUGGGCCGCCGCGGCAGCACCGACUCGCUUGACGACGUCUCGCAUUAACCACGCACUGCACACGAACUUUAAAACGCAUUUUAGUUUAUAAGAAUACUUUAAAAUCUGUGAUAACAAUAUAACUAUAUUUUUGUAUGUAAUGUGUUUUAUGCUUUAAAUAGGGACUUUUGACACAUUUUUGUUUAUUCAUCUUCAUACUAGUAUUGGUAUUCUGACCAUGUACCCUUCCAUUUUGUAGUACCCCUAGCACGAACAUUUUCAGCCAUUAUAUCUUUUUCGUUCUGUAAUAUAUUUGAGAUGUAUGGGUCGAACCAUGGUAGCUCGGUAUCAAAGAUGACAUUCGCAGAAAAGUACGUGAUAGCCCGCCGUGGCGAAACACCACGGCAGUCUUAACUCUUCAGCUAUCCCAAAAUGGGAACUAAGGCUCGACCGAAAUCUCGCUCUCGGUCUCGGCAUUCUCGGCUAUAAAUCCAGCCGAGAAUUUUGUCUCGGUUCUCGGCUAAAAACCGCCGAGAUUCUCAGCAAUUACCGAGAAACUUUGUACGGAACAGAAUGAGAUUCAAAUCAGCGUGCGGCCAUAUUCGUAGCUC
Molecule: messenger RNA, 2036 nt
Organism: Manduca sexta (tobacco hornworm)
Lineage: Eukaryota; Metazoa; Arthropoda; Insecta; Lepidoptera; Sphingidae
Product: L-threonine ammonia-lyase
Exons: 9
Coding region: 166-1494 (442 amino acids)
Biological process (GO): L-serine catabolic process; L-threonine catabolic process
Molecular function (GO): threonine deaminase activity; L-serine ammonia-lyase activity
Source: RefSeq, a predicted model, not a curated record